CACCUUUAAAUCUACACAUUUAUGAUUUAUACAACAAAAUUCAUCUUAUUUAAAAAUUAACCAAGAACACGUGACUAAUCCCUUGCUCACGUGACGAGUACUUCUAGUCAUGGCCGACGACUACAGGCGACAAGUCUUCGAGCUAGAGAGAAGGAUAUUUGAGUUAGACAUCAAGUGUUCAAGUCUCAGAGCGGAAAAGCAAGAUGAUGACUAUUUACAGAAUGCGUCUGCCAUACUAGGAAAUUUGAAAAGCUUUUACAGACAAGGAGGAGAGAAUAGCAAUCUUUCCAAGCUGCUUCAGGAUUACACCCAGGUGAUUCUUGACAUUACUUUUUAUGAAGAGAAUAAACUGGUGGAUCAGGAAUUUCCUGAGGAUUGUUCACCUUUUAAAAUCCAGCAGCUGCUACAAGACCUAACUGAGCCAGAAGUUUUGGCAGCAAGGUUAGCGCCAGCACAAGAGGUGCAGUCUGUGUUGGGAAUAGAGCUGUUAGAAUGCCUCUACUGGAGACGGGGAGCUCUGCUAUACAUGUACUGCCACACCCUUCAUCAACGAAAACAAUGGAUCAAGAAAAACAAGGAAACAUUCCUUAAGUGUAUUCAGGAAGGCGUGCGCUACCUGAUGCGGAUGCUGCAAGUGAGAAACUCUGUGAAGCUCAAUGAUGGGGUGGUGCUUCAUGACAGUGCUACAGCAGGCAUGCUAUCUGAAGGCGUCUUCUCUGACACACACUUGUUGACGAUGAUGUACAUUGGGGAAAUGUGUUUCUGGGCAGUCAAGUAUGAAGACUGCAGUGCUGACACUACAGACCUCAGAGAAGAUCAUCUCCAGUUUCGGGACAUUGGUACUCAGAUCCUCAACAAAUAUGUGCUCGUUUGUGAGGGUCCUCUGCAAGGCCAGGGGUGGAACACAGAGAAUGCCAAGGAAAUUCUUAGUAUUUUACAGUGAACUAAGCUGUUCCACUGUUGAAGUUGCUCUUAGGCACAGAUCUAAGUUCAGUAUUCAAAUGUGUCAAUCCCAAAUAAAAAUGGAGCCCAGCAUAAGGUGUGUAAUGUUGUUGAAGGUUAAAGGGAGGCACACAGAAAGUUUAUAUGCAGAAAGAGGUAUUUGGAUCAGUGUCUUCAGGCAGCCUAAUCCUAUGCCAAACAUCUUGGCCAAAGCAGGUGAAUGACAGUUUCAGAAAGUAUAGGACUGGAGGUUUAAAACAGGCUGCCAGGGAGGCUGCUGAAUAAUUUUGCUAUCCUGCUGACAAAGCAGCUAUCAUCCUGAUUCUAGACUUGCCUGGUCACUGGUUUUGCUCUAAGAAUGUGUUAUAAUAACAUUACUAUUACUUUUAAUGAAUAUUAAUUAGGGAAAAAAAACAUUUUUAUUUUAAGAAUUUUUACACAUUUAAAGAUAAUCCAGCUGGAAAUGAGACAUUUGCACAAUAACCUUUGUAUUUAUUGUUUUGUUGCCAUUUUGUUAUGCUUUUGAGAUAUUAUAGCGUUAAACAAAUUGUGUGUAAUAAAUAUGCACACAAAAGGCAAAAGAAAGGUGUUUAAAAACUGACUGAUGUAUUCAUGACCAAUUUUAAGUAUGUUUGGAUUUGUUCAUACCAGCUUUGUAAUGCAUCACUAAUAUCCCCAUCUGUUCCAAUUUCCUUGUCUCAACCACUCCUUUUGAAUAACAUUGGUAGUGUAACUAUUGAUAGAAAAUCUUUGUUGUUUGGACAGAAUUUUUUUUUUAUGUCAUUGUUGACAAUAAACACGGGCUUUGUUUAAGGAAAAGUAA
Messenger RNA from Melanotaenia boesemani (Boeseman's rainbowfish), 1765 nucleotides. RefSeq names its product chromosome 11 C5orf51 homolog (gene rimoc1). The transcript has 6 exons. The record is from RefSeq and is a predicted model, not a curated record. Lineage: Eukaryota; Metazoa; Chordata; Actinopteri; Atheriniformes; Melanotaeniidae. Gene Ontology annotation, biological process: mitophagy. The coding region runs from base 110 to 943 and encodes 277 amino acids.